This is a messenger RNA of Solenopsis invicta (red fire ant), 1897 nucleotides long. It is a transcript of the gene Nmd3, whose product is annotated as 60S ribosomal export protein NMD3. The transcript is spliced from 12 exons. The record is from RefSeq and is a predicted model, not a curated record. Lineage: Eukaryota; Metazoa; Arthropoda; Insecta; Hymenoptera; Formicidae. Gene Ontology annotation, molecular function: ribosomal large subunit binding. The coding region runs from base 261 to 1754 and encodes 497 amino acids. Gene Ontology annotation, cellular component: cytoplasm; nucleus. Gene Ontology annotation, biological process: ribosomal large subunit export from nucleus.
ACAUGAAAAUUUCGAUCUAUUCGUGAUGCAACAUAACGAGGUUAACUGUAUUGCGAUUUUUAGGUUAGGCUUUAAAUUUUUGCCUCCACGCUGCUAGCAGGUGCUUGAGUUUUAGAUAAUCUUCACGUUUUUCGAAGUAGAAUGUUAUAAAUAAUUUCACAAGCAAAGUUUUUUAUUCAGUCCCUGUAAGCGGAAAGUUUUGUCAAAAGAGCACAUAAAUUUUUUUAUCUACGAUACGAUCUGGUGUGGAGGCGCAUAAAAUGGAGUACAUUGAAGUUCCUGAUGAAGCACAGAAGAAAGGAAUGAUCCUCUGCUGUGAAUGUGGGCUUCUUAUUGAACCAAAUCCUGCCAAUAUGUGUGUAGGAUGCCUGCGUACGCACGUCGACAUUACUGAGGGCAUCCCCAAACAAGCAACCAUUCAGUUUUGCAAAAGUUGUGAAAGGUAUCUUCAGCCACCUGCUGACUGGAUUCAUGCUGCACUGGAAUCCAAGGAACUCUUGUCGCUGUGCUUGAAAAAGUUAAAGGGAUUGAAUCGCGUGAAGUUGAUAGACGCCAGUUUUGUAUGGACCGAACCACAUUCCAAAAGAUUGAAAGUAAAACUAACUGUUCAUGCAGAAGUACUUGGUGGGACAGUCCUGCAGCAAGUAUUUGUAGUUGAAUAUGUCGUCAAUCAUCAGAUGUGUGAAGACUGUCACCGUGUAGAAGCUAAAGACUAUUGGCGUGCAUGUGUACAAGUUCGACAGAGAGCAACAAACAAGAAAACCUUUUAUUAUUUAGAACAGUUGAUAUUGAAACAUAAAGCACAUGAGCAUACACUGGGUAUAAAACCUAUUCAUGACGGUCUAGACUUCUUUUACGCAAACGAAGCUACAGCUAGAAAAAUGGUUGAUUUUCUAAUGACGGUCAUGCCAUGCCACUACAAUCAUUCAAAGAAAUUAAUUUCACACGAUUGUCAUAGUAAUUUAUACAAUUACAAGUUUACAUUCAGCGUUGAGAUUGUUCCACUUUCCAAGGAUAGUGUAGUCUGUCUACCACGAAAAUUGGCUCAACAAUUGGGUGGCAUUAGUCCUAUUUGUUUGGUAUAUCGAAUCACAAAUUCUGUGCACCUUAUAGACUUUUUAUCAGGACAAAUUGCUGAAAUUAGUGCGACUGUCUACUGGAGAAAUAACUUCAAUAGUAUAUGCGAUCCAAAACAACUAACAGAGUAUAUUGUGAUGGAUAUUGAACCAAUAAAAAAUAAAGAUAGAAAAAUUUUCCCAGGACAAGGAUCUAUUUCUAAUAAACAUAUUAUAGCGGAUGCAUGGCUAGUGAAAGCAUCUGAAUUGGGGAUAAAUGAUAAUCCAACUCACACACGUACACAUUUAGGCCAUAUACUUAAACCAGGCGAUUCAGUACUUGGCUAUACUCUGAAAGAGAGUAAUAUUAACGAUACCAAUUUCGAGAAACUAUCUGAAGAUUUAAUACCCGAUAUUGUUUUGGUAAAGAAGUUUUACAACCACAACAAGGCGGCCCGUCGCAAAGCACGAGUGUGGAAGUUGAAGCAUAUUACUGACGAAGUAGCCAGCAUGAGUACAGAAAAUAACGAAUAUAAUGAAUUCCUUGACGAGCUGGAAGAAGAUCCAGAAUUGAGGCAAAAUAUUAAUAUAUAUAGAGAUAUUCGAAAACACAUCCCAGUUGAUACUAACGAGAUAGAUCCGAGCAUUCCGCAGAUUACACUCGAAGAAAUGAUGGACGAUCUUGUAAUCGAAGAUUGAAGUAUACGUGACUAAAAUAAUCUUUUUAUAUAUAUAUAUGUCUGAGAAAUGUAUUGGCGAUCUUGUAAAAACAUCUGCGUUGUAUAGCACGUGUAUAAAUUGAUUACUAUGAAAUUACAAUAGCAUAUUUUUAUCUAUAAAAA